Messenger RNA from Lytechinus variegatus (green sea urchin), 588 nucleotides. RefSeq lists its product as uncharacterized. The record is from RefSeq and is a predicted model, not a curated record. The coding region runs from base 1 to 588 and encodes 195 amino acids. The transcript is spliced from 3 exons. NCBI's taxonomy places the organism in Eukaryota, Metazoa, Echinodermata, Echinoidea, Temnopleuroida, Toxopneustidae.
AUGUAUGACAGGUUGGAUCCUAGUCAUACUUCCGGGAGUAAAUUUCCAGAAGGCACAACUACAAUACAAUACAAAGCCACUGACGGGUUUGAACUCACCUCAUUCUGCAGCAUUAUCAUUGAAGUGACUGGAAUAUCCUGUGAGGCGCUGUCGGAGCCCACUUCAAUUGUCAUUUCACCGGAGAUAUGUUUGUCUGAUCCACGUUUUGGUGAUAUCUGUACCCUGGAAUGUGAGCAGACCGGAUUCAAAAUAACCCCUCCGAAUUUGAGGGAACUUACUUGCAACAGUGAUCAGACGUGGUCUGGAAACACGGAGGAGGUUCAGUGUGUGGAUCUGCAGGCACCAGAAUUCGAAGACUGUCCACAAGAUAUGGUAGUCUUUGUAAACAGAGGAGAAGAUACAGCUUAUGUUGGAUGGUCUUUAGUUGUAAGAGACAAUGACCCGCAGUCACUAGAACUAGUAGGGGUGUGUAACCAACAGCCGGGGAUGAAGACCAUAGGGGAAUAUAUUAUAUCUUGCAGUGCUGUGGAUGAAGAAGGCAACGAGGGCCUUUGUCAGUUUACUUUGGAAGUUAAAGGUACAUUUUAG